AUGCCGUUGGCCAAUUUGCAAGAAUAUUGGUCGAGGAAUAUCGCCAGGUAUAUUCCUUUCUAUUCGGAUACAUUUACAAGAGACAGAUUUAGCCAAAUAUUCUGGAUACUUCAUCUGAAAACUAUGUCAACGCGCAACACGAAUCCUACAACGCGACUACAACGAGUAAGUUGCUUUUUGGACUAUAUCAACUCAAAGUUCUUGGAUUAUUUUAUACCGGACGAGCAUAUAUGUGUGGACGAGUCAACGAUCAAAUUCAAGGGUCGAAUUUCGUUCAUAACAUACAAUCCUAAGAAACCGACAAAAUGGGGUAUCAGAGUUUAUACUUUGGCUGACUCGAAGAUUGGCUACAUUUGCUGCAUUUUGCCAUAUUAUGGAUCACUCACAACAGAGCUCUUGGUCAGACCCGAUUUACCUGUUUCAUCAAGAAUUCCGAUAUACUUAUACACAAUGUUGUUGGAGAACAUUCCAUGUGCUCAGCGGCACCAUAUAUACACGGAUCGCUACUAUACUAGUUAUGUCUUAGCUCAAGAACUAGCUAAAUUGAAAUGCAAUAUCACAGGAACAAUCUUAACGAACAGGAAAGAAUUGCCCAUGGAAAUAAUAAAGUUAAAUUUUUCGAAAAAAACCACGGUUGCGUAUCAACGGGACAUCACCUUACUUUUAGGGUGGAAAGAUAAGAGGAUUGUCACUUGUUUGACUACAAGGGGUGACACAAGAAUGUCGACGGUCAAAAGGAUUACACGAGGUGGUGUGGAAAUAAUGGUCAAGAAACCUAAUAUUGUAUUGAAUUAUAUAAAAUAUAUGGGUGGUGUUGAUCGGGCGGACCAAUAUGCAUCAACGUAUUGUGUUCUGCGAAAAUUGCUUAAAUAG
Orussus abietinus is the source of this 873-nucleotide messenger RNA. RefSeq names its product piggyBac transposable element-derived protein 4-like. NCBI's taxonomy places the organism in Eukaryota, Metazoa, Arthropoda, Insecta, Hymenoptera, Orussidae. The coding region runs from base 1 to 873 and encodes 290 amino acids. The record is from RefSeq and is a predicted model, not a curated record. The transcript has a single exon.